AGAGGAGUGCGAGCUCCUGCCCUUCCUCGACUCUGCUUCUACUCUCUCUAAGUCAACAUGAGCCGAAACUUUAGUUCCAGGUCUGGCCGCCGGAUUGGAGGGGGCUUCAGCUCUGGCUCUGCUGGGGUGGUCAGCUUCCAGCGCAGGACCACUAGCAGCUCUGUGUGCCGUGGUGGGGGAGGUGGCGGGGGAUUUUCAGGGGGAAGAUAUGGUGCUGGCUGUGCUGGCGGUGGUUUUGGAAGUCGGAGUCUUGUUAACCUCGGUGGCAAUAAGAGCAUCUCCAUAAGUGUGGCUAGAGGAGGUGGACGUAGUGGUUUUGGUGGUGGUUAUGGCGGUGGUGGCUUUGGGGUUGGUGGCUAUGGCGGUGGUGGCUUUGGGGGUGGUGGCUUUGGCAGUGGUGGCUUUGGGGGUGGUGGCUUUGGCAGUGGUGGCUUUGGGGGUGGUUUUGGCAGUGGCGGUUUUGGGGGUGGCUUUGGCAGUGGAGGUGGUUUUGGUGGAGGUGGUUUUCGGGGUGGUUUUGGGCCUGUCUGCCCCCCUGGUGGCAUACAGGAAGUCACCAUCAAUCAGAGCCUUCUGCAACCACUCAAUGUGGAGAUUGAUCCUGAGAUCCAAAGAGUAAAGUCUCAAGAAAGGGAGCAAAUUAAGACCCUCAACAACCAAUUUGCCUCCUUUAUUGACAAGGUGCGGUUCCUGGAGCAGCAGAACCAGGUGCUGCAGACAAAAUGGGAGCUGCUGCAGCAGGUGGACACCCCUACGAGAACCCAGAGCCUAGAACCCAUUUUUGAGGCGUAUAUCAGCAGUCUUAGACGGCAAGUGGACCAGCUGAAGAGCGACCAAUCUCGGAUGGAUUCAGAACUGAAGAACAUGCAAGACGUGGUGGAAGAUUACCGGAACAAGUACGAGGAAGAGAUCAACAAGCGGACAAAUGCAGAGAAUGAAUUUGUGACCAUCAAGAAGGACGUGGAUGCUGCUUAUAUAACCAAGGUGGACCUGCAGGCCAAAGUUGACAACUUGCGUCAGGAAAUUGAGUUCCUCAGAAUACUCUACCAAGAGGAGCUGUCUCAGUUGCAGACACACAUCAGUGACACUAAUGUCAUCCUGUCCAUGGACAACAACCGGCACCUGGACCUGGACAGCAUUAUCGCUGAGGUCCGUGCCCAGUAUGAGGACAUCGCCCAGAAGAGCAAGGCGGAGGCUGAGGCGCUGUACCAGAGCAAGUAUGAAGAGCUCCAGAUCACUGCUGGCAGCCAUGGGGACAGUUUGAAAAGUACAAAGAUGGAGAUUUCUGAGCUGAAUCGGGUGAUCCAGAGACUUAGAUCUGAAAUUGACAGCGUCAAGAAGCAGAUCGCUGCGCUGCAGCAGUCCAUCACUGAAGCUGAGCAGCGUGGGGAGAACGCCCUCAAAGACGCCCAGAACAAGCUGAACGAGCUGGAGGAUGCCCUGCAGAGGGCCAAGGAGGACCUGGCCCGGCUGCUGCGUGACUACCAGGAGCUGAUGAGCACCAAGCUGGCCCUGGAUGUGGAGAUUGCCACCUACAGGACCCUCUUGGAAGGAGAGGAGAGCAGGAUGUCUGGAGAGUGCGCCCCGAACGUGAGCGUGUCUGUGAGCACCAGCCACACGAGCAUCAGUGGAGGAGGAGUCCGAGGAGGCGGCGGUUUCAGCUCUGGCGGCGGAGGGAGCUACAGCUCUGGAGGAGGCAGUUACAGCUCUGGAGGCGGCGGUGGUGGCUUCGGCUCCGGAGGCAGCAGUAGGGGCCACAGAGGCGGCUCUGGAGGUGGAGGCGGCAGCUCUGGCGGCUGGGGUUCUGGUGGCGGCGGCUCUGGAGGCAGCUUCAGCUCGUCCGGAGGCCGGGGAGUCAGCUCUGGGGGCAGCAAGUCCUCUGGUGGCAGUUCCAGCGUGAAAUUUGUUUCCAGCAGCUACUCCCGAGGGAGCAGAUAA
This is a messenger RNA of Equus caballus (horse), 1938 nucleotides long. RefSeq names its product keratin 1 (gene KRT1). Gene Ontology annotation, molecular function: structural constituent of skin epidermis. Gene Ontology annotation, biological process: intermediate filament organization; keratinization. Gene Ontology annotation, cellular component: keratin filament. The record is from RefSeq and is marked validated. NCBI's taxonomy places the organism in Eukaryota, Metazoa, Chordata, Mammalia, Perissodactyla, Equidae.